AUGCCCGAGUUUGACGACGUGAUUCUGCCUGCUCAUUAUCGGCCGCAGCUCGACUACUCGCCUGUUUCAGCUGUUGAACGAUAUACAGUUCUUCUUAAAGAUGGCGAAACAACCGCUACUAUCUAUCCGAUCCAAAGUCCAAGCGAGCUUCCGCCUGGGCUUUUAGCAUUUCUUUGUGAUGAGUUCAACAUGGAAGUGGAGCGUGGAGACACGUUUGCGUUUUUUGACACGUUGCAUAUUGAUGCUUUUCAAAACUACUGGUUCGGGGCGUUUGCAGGUGUUAUGGUCUUGGGUGACGCGCCAACGUUGGAGGGCCCCAAACAGUGGGAAAAGUACUGUCUUGGAACAUUCUUCAUCAAGCCCAACUACCCUGGUAGAGCUUCUCACGUAUGUACAGCGGGCUUUUUGGUCAAUGCUGGUAUUAGGGGCAAGGGGAUUGGGCGUACUUUGACAGAUUGUUUUUUGCAAUGGGCGCCGCGUCUCGGUUACACGUAUUGUGUUUUCAACUUGGUUUUUGAGACGAACGUGCCUGCUCGGCGAAUUUGGGAGCUGCUCAACUUUAAACGAAUUGGCCGAGUCAAGUCGGCAGGUAUUUUGAAGGGCCACGAUACUGCUGUAGAUGCAAUCAUCUAUGGCCGCGAGUUGGUGACCGUAUCAGAUUCGUCCAUGGGCGCAUAUCGCUUUGAUCGCAUCCGUUUUUACUUGGAAACAGGAAAGUACCCGGCUAUGUCAGAUCGUCUGGAGAAGCUGCGGCUCCGGUCAUCGGCUUCGCAUUACCGUAUCGAGGACGGGAAGCUUAAACUUCGCGAUCGUGAGGUAGUGAGUGACCCUGUUCGUCAACUCCAAAUUUGCACGGAGCUCCACAUGGCCAACCACGGCGGGAUUAAUAAAACCACAGCUGCUGUGACAGAAAAAUACCACUGGACACGAAUAAAAGAUACAGUGUCUGCCGCCAUUAAGAACUGCGUCACAUGCAGUGAGUCUGCUAAAGAAGAAGUACACAUGAAGCGGCCAAAGAGGACAGAGAGACCCCCUGCAGCAAAACCUCUGCGGCCUAAUGUGCGUCAAAAUGAUGAUAUGCUCCACUUAACCGGUAGAGGUGACUUGCUUCCGCACGACUUGGGUUUGGAUGACGGUUUGAUGGCUGUUGUGGAGGCUGCACAAAAGAGACAGCCCCCUCGACGUGAUCAUAGUUCGCCGCCCACAUAUGCAGCAGUGGCAGCAGGUGCAGUGGGAAAUCAUGCGAACCAGUUCUACUCUGGUGACUACCACUACAAGGAACGCAAUGGGCGUGAACAUGUACCGGUAGAUCCCGAUGUGUCUGUGUUUGAUCAUAAUUCUGGGGGUGACGAGAUUGAGAUAGCACGAGCGUUGGUACACAAUGAUGACGAGCAGGAGCGGCGGAAGGACACCAAUGGUGACGUGACGAAUAUGUUUUUCAAGAAUGACUAG
Molecule: messenger RNA, 1452 nt
Organism: Clavispora lusitaniae ATCC 42720
Lineage: Eukaryota; Fungi; Ascomycota; Pichiomycetes; Serinales; Metschnikowiaceae
Gene: SPT10
Product: Spt10p
Cellular component (GO): nucleus
Molecular function (GO): acyltransferase activity, transferring groups other than amino-acyl groups
Source: RefSeq, a predicted model, not a curated record